AUGUCCGAGACAAUGCAGGCGAUCGUCAUCUCCAAGUUCGGUGGCCCUUCUGUUCUUCAAGACCGCACACUUGCGAAGCCAAACCCGGUAAAUGGAGAGGUUCUCAUUCACGUACGGGCAUUUGGGCUCAACCAUGCAGAAAUGCACAUGCGCAAGGGUGAAUGGGAUGAGUGGAACCCAGUAUCGGGACUGGAAUGUGCUGGCGUCGUUGAAGCCGACCCUUCUGGCAGAUUCGAGGUCGGCAGCACGGUCAUCGGUGUAAUGGGUGGCAUGGGCCGAAAUCGGCCAGGCGGAUACGGCGAAUUUGUGAACGUCCCAAUUGACAAUGUCGUCUCCAUCAACACCAGUUUGUCUUGGGAAGAACUUGCUGCACUGCCAGAGGUUUAUUCUACGGCUUACACUUGUAUCCAUACCAUCCUAGAUAUCAAAGCUGGGGACCGCAUCCUGAUCCGUGGAGCCACAAGCACGAUUGGCCAGGCCUCGUUGAACUUGGCCGUCAGUGCUGGUGCCCGAGUCACAGCCACGACUCGACGAACGGAGCGGUUUGAGAUGCUUAAAACCAUGGGAGCCGAGAACGCUGUUCUCGAAGAAGAAGUUCUCUCCCCUCAAUUCUCAACCAAGAAAUUCGACAAAACCCUGAAUUUGAUUGGAAACAGGGUGCUGCUGGACUCCAUACGGAUUACCCGCACUGGUGGAAGGAUUCUUCAAGCUGGUUGGCUUGGAGGGCUCGCACCAUUGAAGGAUUUCAACCCCAUGAUUGACAUGGACAGUGGUGUGCAUUUCAGUCUGUUUCAUAGCAAGAACCUCGGAACACCCGACUUUCCUAUGGGCAGAAUUCCCUUGCAGGAGAUCGCCGAGAAGACGGAAAGAAGAACCUGGAAUGCAAAGCCAACGCACGUUUUCGAGGUGAAGGACAUUGUGAAAGCACAUGAGCUACUGGAUAGUCACAACGCUGGCGGGAAAAUUGUUAUCCGAAGGUGA
Molecule: messenger RNA, 981 nt
Organism: Exophiala aquamarina CBS 119918
Lineage: Eukaryota; Fungi; Ascomycota; Eurotiomycetes; Chaetothyriales; Herpotrichiellaceae
Exons: 1
Coding region: 1-981 (326 amino acids)
Molecular function (GO): oxidoreductase activity
Source: RefSeq, a predicted model, not a curated record